UGGAGUCCUCGCUACCUUGAGAGUCGCACUGCUAUGUUGCGGAACAAAUGCGCUGCAUCCGUGUCAAAGACUGAAUCUGUGUAGGCACCUAUCCACUCUCCUGGCAGGAAGCAGACAUGUUCUUUGCCUCUGUUCCAGUAUGACCCUGGAGUAAGUGACCUGUGAAUAGAGUUGCACUGGAAGUUUUCUAAAGGACUUCCUUGCUUCUGUAACGGUGUAUGAACAUCUGACAUUGGGAGCCCAGCAGAUAAAAGACCGAAAAUAGGGACGACAACAGCAAAAGUAGAGAAAAAAGAAUAGGCCAUGGCUGAGGGGAUGAUUGCUUCUGAAAGUGAACCGUGACAGAAUGGUCGACUGUAUGAGCAAAGUCAUGCUGCACACGGUCAUCUCAUGUUGGCCACCAUUCCUGGGACUGGCCCUCGUGGCUGUCUUUGUAGGUUCCACCCUGGGAUGUCCCUCACGCUGCGAGUGUUCAGCGCAGACCAAGGCGGUUGUUUGUCACCGCAAGCGCAUGCCCAGCAUCCCGGAUGGCAUCCCGACCGAGACAAGGAUCCUGGAUCUGAGUAAGAACAAGCUGACAAUGAUCAACCCUGAUGACUUUUUUGCCUUUCCUGGGCUUGAGGAACUUGACCUAAGUGGAAAUAUUAUUAGUUAUGUUGAGCCUGGAGCUUUUAACGCCCUUUUUACCAUGCACACACUUAGUCUCAAGAGCAAUCGUAUCAAGCUCAUUCCUCUGGGUGUCUUCACUGGCUUAACAAAUCUUACCCGACUGGAUAUAAGUGACAACAAAAUCGUCAUCCUACUGGAUUACAUGUUCCAGGACCUGCACAAUCUAAAGUUUUUGGAAGUGGGUGACAAUGAUCUGGUUUACAUUUCUCACCGUGCAUUCAGUGGACUUUUAAGCCUGGAGAUGCUAACCUUAGAAAGGUGCAACCUUACAGUUGUACCCACUGAGGCCCUUUCCCACCUGCAUAACCUGGUCAGCCUCCAUCUAAGAUACCUCAGCAUCAGCACUUUGCAUCCAUACUCAUUCAAAAAGCUGUUCCGGCUGCGGCUUUUAGAAAUUGAUUUUUGGCCUUCACUAGACCAUGUGCCAGCCAAUACCCUGCAUGGCCUCAACCUGACCGCUUUAUUCAUAACCAACACCAACUUAUCCUCCUUACCUUACCAAGCCCUGAAGCAUCUGCCCUACCUGAGACACCUGAACCUGUCUUUCAACCGCAUUAGGCACAUUGAAGGAGGGAUGCUGAUGGGACUGGUUCGGCUUCAAGAGCUCCAUCUGGUUGGAGCUCAGCUCACCACCAUUGAACCAUAUGCCUUUCAGGGCCUGCGGGGACUCAAAGUCCUCAAUGUCUCUCAUAACCGACUGGAUACACUAGAGAAGGGGGUUUUUCAGUCUCCCGAGGCUCUAGAGGUUCUUCUGAUUGAUAACAACCCCUUGGUGUGCGACUGUCGUCUCAUGUGGAUCCUACAGAAAAGGCACUCCAUCUUCUUUGGAGAUUCACAGCCGGAGUGUAGCACACCUGAAGGUAAUCGUGGCAGGCCUUUUAAGGAGUUUAAGGAGACUCUCCUGUCUUAUUACGUGACAUGUACCAAGCCAAAAAUCCGUGAGAAUAAAACCCAAACGAUCACUGUGGAUGAGGGCCAGCAGGCGAUGUUGCGCUGCAGUGCUGAGGGGACACCAAGGCCCAUUGUGUCCUGGUUGUCUCCACGUCGACGAGUUCUGACAAGUAGGAGCCAUGGUAGAGUUACCCUCCACAACAAUGGCACACUUGAGAUCAAGUCAGCAGAGGUGCAAGACAGCGGAGUGUACCUUUGCCUUGCCUCCAAUAGUGCUGGGAAUGACACCCUGAUGACUUCAUUGGCGGUGAAAAGUCUGGGAUCGCUGUACGCUAACAGGACCCAGUACUACACAGAUCCCAGCAAUACCACUGCCAACGGGACGGCCGGUGUGACCCUCGGUUUAGACUUAAAGACUAUUUUAGUGUCAACUGCUAUGGGUUGUUUCACAUUCCUGGGAGUGGUCUUGUUUUGUUUCCUGCUCCUUUUCGUUUGGAGCAGAGGUAAAGGAAAACAUAAAAACAACAUAGAUGUUGAAUAUGUGCCUCGGUCAAAGUCUAACGGCACUAACGUUGACUCGGCAGAGGGACAAGCUGGUCCUCGUCGUUUUAACAUGAAAAUGAUGUGACUUCUUUUAUAGAUAAAAGAUUCUGGAUCGUGGAAAUGCCUAAAGUACAAUGUAUUUUUUUGAAAAUCAGACUACUGAACUUCCCACUGCUGUCGGGAGAGUGGUAGUGAAUCCGUUUGGGGCAUCGUAACAAAAUGAGAAGUACCUGAAAUCGUGGAUCUUGACAUAAUGCUUAGAUACUGUUUCAACUACUGAAAGGCAUAGUAGGACAUUCUCUUAUAUAAUUGCCAGCGGGCAAUUUCUUCAACGUGGAUGAAGAGUGAAAACUGUUGCCGCUAUGGGCAUCUGAAGGAAAUAAGGUGUCAUUUAUCAGCUUUUUGAAAUUUAUAUGCCCCAAAAAAAGAACGCUUCAGUUUUGGGUUGGAUCUAUGGACUCGGCUGAACCAUGUACAUUACAAAUUUGUAUCUAAGCUAUUAACCUACUUUGUUUAGUCUUGCGCCAUGCUUAUUCACUGAACAAAUCAAUGAAACAGACCAUAAUUUCCUAUGUUCAAUACUUUGCAUAUGUGUACCUAAUGCUAAAUUAUGUAUUCAUAGCAAUAUUCAUGGGAUGCAUUAGCCAAAAUUGAUAUACCACAUAUGUUCAGCAAGAACAUUCUUCAGACUUUUGAAGUUCCCAUGGAUUCAGGAAGGGCUUCUAUGGGUGAUUAUCUGUCCCUGCUCCCCCAAUUGACUCGUAGAUAUUAAAAAUAUAUAUAUAUAUUAUUUAUCAAUGAAAAAAAGAAGAAAAAAGACUAUUUAUAAAAAAAGGUUGAGCAUUUCGCAAAAUCAGUUCUCAAACACUGUUCAGGAUCUAACAAAACACUUGGAUCAUCAUAUCGAUGACCCAGUGUUGGUCAAAGUACCUACAUGAACCACCUUUUUGUCCUGUUUUUGGCUUUUUUUAUUACUUUAACUGUACCUUUGCUGGUUGGCAAAAUACAUAUGUCAAUUUUACUAAAGUGACAUUUGCAUAAUUUUCCCCAGUAGAAAAUUUGGACUUUGUUGUGGUAGUUCCUCAUUUUGUUGUUGAAUCAUUUAGAUUGUGAAGACUUCAAAGUAAAAGUUUUAAA
Messenger RNA from Perca flavescens (yellow perch), 3240 nucleotides. It is a transcript of the gene lingo2, whose product is annotated as leucine rich repeat and Ig domain containing 2. Gene Ontology annotation, molecular function: protein binding. Bases 347 to 2188 code for a protein of 613 amino acids. Gene Ontology annotation, cellular component: plasma membrane. The record is from RefSeq and is a predicted model, not a curated record. NCBI's taxonomy places the organism in Eukaryota, Metazoa, Chordata, Actinopteri, Perciformes, Percidae. The transcript is spliced from 5 exons.